Umbelopsis ramanniana AG is the source of this 782-nucleotide messenger RNA. RefSeq lists its product as uncharacterized. The transcript has 8 exons. Gene Ontology annotation, molecular function: hydrolase activity, acting on carbon-nitrogen (but not peptide) bonds. Lineage: Eukaryota; Fungi; Mucoromycota; Umbelopsidomycetes; Umbelopsidales; Umbelopsidaceae. The record is from RefSeq and is a predicted model, not a curated record. Gene Ontology annotation, biological process: carbohydrate metabolic process. Bases 1 to 723 code for a protein of 240 amino acids.
AUGAUCGCUUUUGCACAGUAUCUUCUUGCAUGCCUCUCCAUAGCUUCUUAUGUCUCUGCAACACCAUUACAUUUGACGAAAAGACUGACUCGUGGAGUUCAGACUAAUUGCAAGGCAGGUCACUUUGCCUUGACUUUCGAUGAUGGCCCAUACAAGUACAGCAGCAGAUUGAUUGACCAUCUCAAUGAACGAGGAAUAAAGGCUACUUUUUUUGUAAAUGGCAAUAAUUUUUGGGAUUUAGAUGAUGAUAUUCAGGCUCAAAACGUUAUUAAAAAGGCGUAUGACUCUGGCCAUCAGAUUGCCAGUCAUACUUGGAGCCAUGCUAACCUCGACGAACUUUCAAAUCGACAAGUGGAAAAUGAGGUAGUACGGCUUGAAGACGCUUUGAUGAGGAUUAUUGGUGUUAGACCAUCCUUUAUUCGCCCUCCUUAUGGCAACUCUGAGGACCGUGUCACGCAUAUUUUGAACCGCCUUGGCUAUACAGUGGUGAACUGGUCUGUAGACUCCAAAGACUAUGAAACUCAUUCUCUUUCAGAUGAAAUGCACAACUACCAUAGAGAGCUGGGAUCUAGCCAUGAUUCCAAGGGAGGGAUUGGGUUGCAACAUGAUGUAUACAAGCAGACAGCGGAAGAACUUGCUGAUUCAAUCAUUGAUUAUGCUCGGGAACGCGGAUUCAAAUUUUCCACGGUCGCGGAAUGUUUCAACGAGGCACCUUACCAUUAGAGAUGUAAAUAGACUAGCAUGCGGUGUUUCAAGAAAGAUACGAAUUUUCCACCUCCUGG